AAAUUAUUAUUUAAGAAUGUUAUAAUUUAUAUUAGAAAUUCUACAAAGCUGCUAUUCAAAACAAUCAUGACAUAGUUUUUUGACUCCUUGCACCUCCAAAUGCCUAUUAUCACCAUGAAGUCACUGUCGUCCAAUCCUCCGAACACUCGGAGUCUCGACAAGCUCCUAGAAGAGGCGGAGUUCUCCGGAGGAGUUCGUUUGAUGCAUCGAAGGCUGAAAGACAUAGGUCAAUUAGUGAUGAAAUAUGAUUUAGCGAAUGUCACGAACGUAGAUUUAUCUCACAAUCGGCUGUCCGAGGUUCCAUUGGAUAUAUUUGAAUGGCAGUGUGUUGAUGCUCUAACAAUAACGAACAAUUCAAUAAAAACUAUUUCUGAGGAUAUUCAGGAAUUAAGACUUCUUGAAACACUUGAUUUAAGUAAUAAUUGUUUGACUGUGCUUCCGCCACAACUAUGCGAAAUAAGAGGUUUAACAAUAAUACGAUUGAGUUGCAAUAAGUUAAUUUCUCUACCGGAAGAAAUCGGAAGUUUGAAAAAAUGCCAAGAACUUGACGUCAGUUCUAAUGAGCUAACUUCGAUACCUUCUGAGAUAGCAAAAAUGGAGAAUUUACUAUGUUUGAAUAUACGUAAAAACAGUAUUUUUGCGCUACCGGAAGAAAUAUCUACAAUGAAAAUAACACACUUAGAUGCCGGUUGUAAUUUAAUAACAUCGAUUCCAAUGUCGUUUCGGAAUAUGGUAACACUGCAAAAAUUUGUGUUGGAUCAUAACCCUCUUACGUCACCUCCAAUCCCAGUUUUAAUGAAAGGCAGAGUUCAUAUGCUGCGGGAACUGGAAAUUCAAGCAGAAAAAGCGCAGAUUAAGAAAGAUGUGAUGGAUGAUCCUCUCAUGAGUCCGAUGAAACGUCCAUCGAUUCCUCGCGCUGACGUUAACUUGCUGGAAAUGAAAGCGAGGGUGAUGUCCAUCACUGAAGAAGACAAUGGAAGAGAAGAGAGGUUUGUUGAAAAAGCUGCAGAAUUGUCUAAAGAUCGCAGAAAAGCGAGCGUUACAAAUGCAACCAGUCCUGAGAAGAAGCGUCCAAGUCCGAAAAAACGUGUCGACAAACCAGGGCCGAGAAAACAAAAAUCUGCUGAAAAUAUUCCAGUAUCACCUCCCUCACAAGAUACAAAACCGAAUCAUACUCUACCGAAAAACGUUAUUACAAAAGAAAGGAAACGUAGUGCGAGUAGCGGUAAUUUUGAAAGAAAGAGUUCAACUGAAGCGUUAUUAAUUCAUCAAAAAUUAUCCGGCUUUCCAGGAUACAAACCGAACAUUAUUAACGAAAAAACAGAUAUGCCUUCUGCGAACGGUAAAACUCCUGCGACGCAACAAAAAUUACAAGAAUUCGUAAAAAAUCGACAAGCGUUGAGCCCAACAGACCGUAACAAUCAAGUAGCCAAUAACAAAACAGUGAAUUCAAAAAAAGGAUUUUUGCCGUCCUCGAUAAAACCCAGGACAGCAUUAAACAGGAUGAGAGGAAAUUCAUUCAAUACAGGAGCAGAAAAAGAUGUUUCAUUUACGAUGCGUCGGAAAACAGAAAAACUUUACGAAGAGCUCGAAAUGAUCGAAACUUUGCGACAAAAUAUUGAAGCUAGACUCAAAAUCAGCCUUGGGGAUGAUCUUCCAUCAUCUUUAUCCGACGGCGUCGUUUUAUGUCAUCUAACCAAUCAUGCACGACCAAGAUCAAUAACCAGCAUACAUGUUCCGUCUCCCGCCGUCCCAAAACUCACUCUAGCGAAAAGAAGAAGAAAUAUAGACAAUUUUCUAGACGCUUGCGCUAAAGUUGGCGUUCCGAAGAUCCACAUUUGUUCCGCGCAAGAUAUUCUUUUGGAAAAAAAUAUUGGAAAAGUUGGCACGACAGUAAAUGAACUUUUGAAACUAUGCCCACAUCCUGCCCCCUCCCCAAAAAGACAGGUGGAGACACCCAGUGUUAAAGUGACGCCCUCUACAUUGACCAAACAGCAUAGCCAGGUUUGAUUUUUGUUAUUUUAUUUUCGGAUCAUGUACUUUUAUUUAUGUUUAUAGCCUUAAUUCAUUAUUAACGAGGAGGGGAAAUACCCUAUUUAUUUUAUUUAUAAUCGCAAAUUUAGAAAAAAAGAGCAAAACUUUGUUCUUCAUAACACUUAGCUCACCAAACUUAGAAAAAUGUUCAUAUCACAACGUCUUUGAAAUUUAAUGUUUCCAGUAAAGUAGUGGUAACCUAAAGUGAGAAAUAGCAGCAUAAACACCUUUACAUUAGGGUGAGAUUAUUCUGACUAGUCACACCUCUAUGAUUUUACUAGGCCUUUUCUUACUAGGAAUUUGGCCUCGCCUAACCUGAAAAUUGAGAUAGAAAGAUAUAGCAGCACAAACAACUCUUCAGUAGGGUAAGAUUAUUCUGACUAGUCAUGCCUCAAUGAUUUUAUUAGGGAUUAUGCUAUCCGGAAUUGAACGUAAGCCAGAAGAGAACCAAACCCAAGUUAUCUUCUUUAAAUACAGGGAAUAUGUGAUCUUUCUGCGACUUUAACAUCAAGGCUUAUAAAUAUGGUAGAUUUAUCAAAAUAACUAGGCUUGCAGCAAAACAAUCUGGUUGACAUUGCGAGUUAGUAAUUUUGGGUUGGAGCCCCAUGUGUGACACCUUACCCAGGUGGAAACUGUCGAAUGGUAAGAUUCUGUUCCAUCUAAAUGAUAGUGGCUUCUCUCUUAGCAAUGUAUUGUUCAGAUCCUAAUCCGGAGUGAAAGAUGUAUAAAACGUUGUAUAAGAAAAAAUUGAAAUAAUUCGAUUGGUAUAAUUCAAAAAAUUCCUUUUUUGAACGACCGUAGACGAAGUACAGGGUGUUGAAAUUCAUUAAUUCUAUCACCAAUUUAUUUGGGGUUCAUUUAUUUUUGGACACCUUGUAUGACAUUUAUGCAAGGGCAUGGAAUAUUUUAGGUUGAUACCAGAAAUGGAAAGUAAAAUUUAUAAUAUUAUGGUUAUUUUUGCCUUGCUCCAGCUCUAAAACCAGCUUUGGUCAUCCCUUUUCCCCAAAACUGUAAAUUUAGAUCUCUCAUUCCUUAUCAAAUAGAAUUUUUCAAAAUUUGAACAUUUGCCUUUUUGUCUCGACACUCCUGAGAAUUGAAUGUGAAAAUAAAAUAUGAGGUGUGAUUCUGAAAUAUCUUGCAUAUGGACUUCCUUAUUCCAAUUAUUUACUUUACAUAUUGAAUGACAUUCACAAUUUCAGCAUAACUCUAAUUCAAUAUUAUUAUAAGUUCAGUUGAGAUAAACAAGGAUUUGAAUCGGUUCUCUAUUUUAUACAGUUUUCAAAAUUAAAUGAGAGCUUUCAGUCAUAUUGUAAGACACAAAUGAUCCACAAAAUGACAAUUUUCCUAAUGGGAUUUCCAAUUCAUUAUAUUCGAUAUAGUAAAUUUUCGAAUUCAGGAAUAAUUCAGAACGAUUUUAUUUAAAAAUUAAGGAUUUAGACUCGUUAGACAAGUAGAUCAAAACAAUCAAUAUUUCAAUUGCUAACAAAUGACGCAGGAAAACAAUAUUAUAUAAAGGAUGGCUUUUUAGUCAAACUGUAAACUUGAUAAUGCUCAGUUUUGCAAAUGUAACUAUUUUAAAUUUUGCCUAAAAUUUCAAAUAUCCAAUAUAACAAAUCCCCCAGGACUGACAUGAUCGAUUCAAUUUUAAAAUCUUUAGUAAAUCAAAAUCCUAGGACAACCCUGCUGGAAUUCAAUUUAAUUUUAUCUGUUAGAAGCGUGAGAUGGCGUAGGAAGGACAGGAAGUAACUGUGGCUUGUUACAAUUACGUCAUAAUAAAUUCAGAGCUCGAAAUGACAUUUUUAUUACCACUUCCUGUAUUAGUAGGGUAAUGAGUUCAUAUGUUCUAUAUUAUUAGUAUAACUAGGAUAUUACUUUUGUUUCGUGCAUUCACUUUGAGUAAAGCCCUAGCCAUCAUUAAUGCUACAGUCUGCCCCAAAAAACUUCUCUAAUUACUUUAUGAAAAUAAAGAAAAUUUAUUUAACGCUUGAACUUCUGUUCAUGUAUUCUGAUUGCACCCAAAAGUUUAAGUAAUCUAUGACGCUUUGUACGAAAUUUAUGUCCUCUCUCUCGAAUACGUUCCAAAGGACCUGGGUUUUGUGUUUUUGGAUACCUUGUUUAUAAUUUUGAUAAUCGGACAGGGUGCUCAUUGAGUCCUAGAAUUUUUUUGGGGCUCCUGAAGUAUGCGAACCAAGAUGGCGGACAUCGGAAUGUAAUAUGUGUACUAGGUUAGGGUUAGGCCAUAAUUU
Messenger RNA from Styela clava, 4280 nucleotides. The record is from RefSeq and is a predicted model, not a curated record. Lineage: Eukaryota; Metazoa; Chordata; Ascidiacea; Stolidobranchia; Styelidae.